AUGGAUUCAUGCCAGCAUAAAGAUUCAAAGAGCUCAAGUGAAGAAAGUGAUGGACAAAACCUAGCCAACGAUGAUGCGAAUACCGGCCGGUCUCAUGUAUGUGUGUUCUGCAAAAGAGGCUUCACCACAGCCCAAGCAUUGGGUGGGCACAUGAACGUCCAUAGGAGAGAUAGAGCAAAGAUCAAACAGAAUGAAGCUUCAUUGGUUUCAAAUGUACCUGAUUUUUCAUCAAUUUCAAGCUAUCCACCACAUUCUCCAAUCCCAGAGGCAAAGAGAAGUUAUUACAAGAAUUUUCCUUCAUCCACAUCUAGCCCUAGAUUUCCAAAUGCAUACCAUGCAGAUCAACAACUUCACAGUCAAAGGCAAGAGCACAUGAGUUUGGUUGAUGAGGAAGACUGGCACACAGAUUUGAGCUUACAAAUUGGUCCAACAAAGAUAGAAAAAAAUAAGAAGAAAAAGAGGGAAGAAGAUGAAGUAGAUUUGGAACUUAGACUUGGCCAUGAUCCAUAG
This is a messenger RNA of Telopea speciosissima, 510 nucleotides long. RefSeq names its product transcriptional regulator TAC1-like. The coding region runs from base 1 to 510 and encodes 169 amino acids. NCBI's taxonomy places the organism in Eukaryota, Viridiplantae, Streptophyta, Magnoliopsida, Proteales, Proteaceae. The record is from RefSeq and is a predicted model, not a curated record. The transcript has a single exon.